Molecule: messenger RNA, 1161 nt
Organism: Penicillium daleae
Lineage: Eukaryota; Fungi; Ascomycota; Eurotiomycetes; Eurotiales; Aspergillaceae
Product: zinc-binding alcohol dehydrogenase family protein
Exons: 1
Coding region: 1-1161 (386 amino acids)
Molecular function (GO): oxidoreductase activity, acting on NAD(P)H
Source: RefSeq, a predicted model, not a curated record
AUGACCACCCACCUCGCCGCCGUCUCUCUCGCCAGAGGUCAGCCCUUCGAGGUCCAAGUUCGUCCAACACCAGAACCAGGGCCAGGCGAGCUCCUCAUUGCGGUCAAAUCUGUAGCUCUCAACCCGGCAGACGGCUUGAUGCGUGAUCAAGGCCUCUUCAUACCCACCUACCCGACUGUCAUCGGCUUCGAUAUCGCAGGGCUAGUCCUUAAAGUUGGAGAAAAUGUUCCCAUCGGUGCUACGGAUGAAAAUCUGGGCCCCGUUUUUAGACCAGGCGUCACUCGAGUCGCCGCCUACGCCGCCUCCUUCUGGAGGUCUUACGGCCCUGACUACGGCGCCUUUCAAGAGCGGUGCCUCGUCCCCUGGCAGCACGCCGUCCCUCUUCCAGAUGAGGGAAUAUCUUGGAAUGAAGCGGCAACCUUGCCUGUGGCCGUUGAGGUGCCACUUAACGCGUGGGAUAUUAUGGGGAUUCCACGGUUGGGAGAAGCUACUGGCAUUUCUUCUUCAGUCGGUCCUGGGACUAGGGAUGAAGCUGGGGGAAACAAUAAACAUAAGACAGAGGCGCUCUUGAUCUGGGGCGCUUCCUCUAGCGUCGGCACGAUGGGUGUACAAACCGCCCGACUACUACGAGACGAUCGCAACGCUCCUUUCGCCGCCGUGUAUGCCACGGCCGGUGCAGCGAAUCAGGAGUACGUAGCCUCCUUGGGCGCUGAUCGCGUCUUCGAUUACAAAGAUCCGCAUGUCGUGGAUGCGAUUGUUUCGGCGGCCAGAGGAGAUGGCCUAGUGAUUCGGCACUGCUUCCGUGCUACGGGACAGCUGGCGCUAUGUCAGGCUGUUCUCAAGGCUUUUCUUCCUGCCGACCAAGGAGGAAAAAGCCAGAAGGCAAAGAUCGGAUCUGCACCGGUUAUACCUCCAGGUAUGGCGGAGCUCGAUGGGGUAGAAUUUAUCUUUCUGAUGCCGUCGGCGGAUGAAGAGGAGAGAUUGGCCCAGUUCCGAUAUUGGAUGGGGACGUGGUUGAAGGGAAACUUGGCCAAUCGGACUAUCAGGCCUAGUCCGGAGCCCACAGUUCUGGGAAAGGGGUUGGGGGCUAUUAAUGCUGGCUUGGAUAUGCUACUCCGCGGGGUGAGUUGUACAAAGCUAGUUGUUGAGAUUGCGGAGUGA